Molecule: messenger RNA, 4215 nt
Organism: Monopterus albus (swamp eel)
Lineage: Eukaryota; Metazoa; Chordata; Actinopteri; Synbranchiformes; Synbranchidae
Gene: klhl29
Product: kelch like family member 29
Exons: 16
Coding region: 416-3004 (862 amino acids)
Molecular function (GO): protein binding
Source: RefSeq, a predicted model, not a curated record
UAAAGUGGCCACACGGUGUGCCAGUCCGUCCAAGCAGUCGCUUACAUCCCAGAUACGCCGCCGCGCAGCGAGCGCAGAAAGACGCGUCUGCCAAGUCCUGUCCGCUCCACUUGGUGACGUGCACCGUGGUACACAGACAGGCCACUUACCGAGCAGCACACAGCCGCUGCCGCUGCACAGUGUUGUUGCCUUUUCUGUAAAAUGUAACAGUAAUCUUUGCGGGAUAACGCCAGCAUUCAUACAUAAGCAGCGUCGUAGCAAAACAAGGACAGACGCCGGGGGACAGGAGCAGCGAGCGGCCGGAGAGGUGUAGACGGCAAUACUCAGAAGAUCUAAUUUGUCUGUGAUGAGCUUCCCCAUCCACCAGAGACCAAAGGCCUGCCCCUGUUGUUCCCUCUGAAAGGAAGAGUAAGUGAUGUCUCGCCACCACCACCGCUUUGAGAGGGACUACCGGGCACCCUGGGAGCGGAGAGGAGACAUCCGUCCUUCUGGCCUCCACAAUGGAGGAACCAGUCAUAACUGUGCUUCUGCCGUUGUCAAUGGCAACAACCGCCCGGGGCUCCUUCCCCUCCCAGUCAUCCCCUCCCUCCUCCCAACACCAGUUACAGUUGCCGUGACAACAUCCAGCGGUGACAUAGCGGUCAAGCGAGGCAUCACGGCAGCAGGAUCAGUGGCUCCGGCAUCAGCAAAGGUCUCUGGUCUGUCUCCUGGAGACAGCCAGACCCAAGGACUGCUGCUGGCACCAGGGGUGAGAUGGGGACAGACACCCAUCAACCAGCUCACACCGUGGGAUACAGAUGAGCCCCCUGCUAAGCAACACAGAGACAGUGAUCCCACAGGUCCAACCUGGGCUACACCGGUAGCAGCGGUGAGUCAGCCCAGCCUCCUGCCCCACACCUAUGCCCUACCCCAGCCACCCUCCUUCAACCACAGUGUGACUGCACAGUCACCCAUCAUAGGAGUAACCCCAUCCAUCCAGACACCAGUGCUCCCGCAGCACCCACUCAUGACGGCCCACUUCCAGCUGACACCACAGUCGACCCAGCAGCCACCCUCUAUGGUGCUGAGCAUGCCCGGCCAGCCUCCUUAUCCCUCCGCUCAGCCCACAGUUACACCUUCCGCCCUCACUGCCCAAGCAAACCAGGUGGUUCAUCCAAGCCCUCACAAUGUGAUGGGCAACGGCCACUUAACCUCUCACCCUGGCCUCAUCCAGCCCCCGGCCCUGCCUCUGACCAACGGACAGGAUGGACCUAAUGGGCUGCAAAUGCUGCGGACAGUCGGGAUGGGGAAGUACGAGUUCAGUGACCCAGGACAUCCAAAAGAGAUGUUGAAGGAGUUGAACCAACAGCGCAGAGCGAAAGAGUUUACAGACCUGAAAAUUAUUGUUGAAGGCAAAGAGUUUGAAGUCCACCAAAAUGUUCUAGCUUCCUGCAGCUUGUAUUUCAAGGACCUGGUGAAAAGGUCACUGGGGGAGACGAGGAGCGGGGAGAUGCUGGAGCUGAAAAUGAGCAACAUCAACGCUGAUGUGCUGGAGCUGCUGCUCGAGUUCGUCUACACGGGGUCACUGGUCAUCGACUCGGCCAACGCCAAGACGCUGCUGGAGGCCGCCAACAAAUUCCAGUUCAACACCUUCUGUAAAGUUUGUGUCUCCUUCUUAGAGAAACAGUUGACCGCGGCUAACUGCCUGGGAGUGCUGGCUAUGGCAGAAGCUAUGAGUUGCACAGAGCUCCACAACAUGGCCAAAGCGUUUGCACUGCAGAACUUCCCUGAGGUGGCAGGGCAGGAGGAGAUUUUGAGUGUCUCCAAGGAGGACCUGGCAGCAUAUCUGUCCAACGACAGUCUGAACACAAAGGCUGAGGAGCUGGUCUACGAGACAGUCAUCAAAUGGAUCAAACGGGACCCCGGCUCUAGAGUGCAGCAUUUGUCUGAGCUGUUAGCGGUGGUGCGUCUUCCCUUCAUCCACCCGUCCUACCUCCUCAAUGUGGUGGACAAUGAGGAGCUGAUCAAAUCAUCAGAGGCAUGUCGUGAUCUGGUCAACGAAGCCAAACGUUACCACAUGCUGCCCCACGCACGACAAGAAAUGCAGACGCCCAGGACCAGGCCAAGGCUUUCUGCUGGUGUAGCCGAGGUGAUAGUUCUGGUGGGAGGGCGUCAGGUGACUGGGAUGAACCAGCGCUCCCUGACAGCAGUCACCUGUUUUAACCCCCAGAACAGUAAGUGGUACCCGCUGGCCAGCCUGCCCUUCUAUGACCGCGAGUUCUUCAAUGUCAUCUCAGCAGGAGACAACAUCUACCUGUCAGGUGGUAUCGAGUCAGGUGUGAUGGUGGCUGAUGUAUGGUGCUACAUGUCCCUAUUAGACAACUGGAAUCUGGUGUCUCGGAUGACUGUGGCUCGCUGCAGACACAACAGCCUGGUGUAUGACGGAAAGCUCUACGCCAUCGGAGGACUUGGCGUAUCAGGGAACCUGGACCACGUGGAGAGGUAUGACACCAUCACCAACCAGUGGGAAACAGUGUCCCCUCUGCCCAAGCCAGUCCAUUCUGCAGCGGCCACGGUGUGCGGAGGGAAGAUCUAUGUGUUUGGAGGUGUGAACGAGGCCGGGCGGUCGGCCGGUGUCCUCCAGUCCUAUGUACCGCAGACCAACACCUGGAAUUUCAUUGAGUCGCCCAUGAUAGAUAACAAAUACGCCCCUGCAGUGAGUCUAAAUGGUUUUAUAUUCAUCCUGGGAGGAGCCUAUGCUCGGGCCACCACUAUCUAUGACCCGGACAAAGGCAACAUCAAAGCUGGUCCCAACAUGAAUCACUCUCGGCAGUUCUGCAGUGCUGUGAUCCUGGACGGGAAGAUUUACGCCACAGGAGGUAUUGUGAGCAGUGAGGGUCCAGCCCUUGGCAACAUGGAGACCUUCGACCCCAGCACCAACACGUGGACACUCAUGCAGUCACUGCCCUGCCCGCUCUUCAGACACGGCUGCGUGGUCAUCAAAAAGUACAUCCAGAGUGGCUGAGCGUAGCUCGGACCCGAUCGCACUGGGUCGACGCCAAACACCAGCUGAGCUCCAGUAGUGGGACAAUGUGCACUGGCAACUUAGGGCAGGGCCAGGUGGUCAGCAACCUCUGGACUUGACGCCAGCACCCAUCCACCAUGUCACCCGUCCCACAGCCCCCCAACCCCCCACCCCUAAAAAAGCCCUGUGCAGAAUGUACUUAUGCUCAAGUACUCAGCCAUGUCAGGUGACGAUGCCUAACCUCCAGUACUGUAUGUGUCAUGGUAGUAGUUCAUCCUGUCAUCCAAUAGGCAUAGGGUCCCUCUUAGUAAUUUACAAGCUACUUGGUUUUUAAGGAAGAUUUUCAGCACUGUCUUUUCCCAGUCUCACUAAACUCACCACCUCCGUUUCUUUCAUGUACUCCGAGUAAAGAAAGCCAUUCAGGUCCAAUCGCUUUUGAGUAAAUUAUGUUUGACAGGUUUCUAAGUGUUGUAUGAAUGUUUUUCGGUAGUGACAUCUAUAGACAGGAGGAAAAGUGAAGUAAAGGUGUUUUCCUCUUUAUCAGUGGGUUUGACGAGUCUCUUCUCUCGCCACUGAAUCAGGAAGUGAAAUUCCUACUGUGAAAUUUUUAAAAGCAGAUUCUGAACUCUGUGUAACCUGAUUCUUUCAAAGGCUUGCUAAACAUAGGAAAAACCAUCACUUCUAGGUCAGGGAGGGUUUGAAAAGCGAAAACCUUUAUUUUUUCUGUUCUUGUUUAAUUCCAGCCUGAUUGAGACAUCAUCUGGAGGGUGAGUGGCCUGUUCUUUUCCCUUUCAUUUACAUUCUCUUGCUCUGUGGGACAAAGAAAGCAGUACACUAAUGGAGAGAGAGAGGGAAUUUCUCUUUUCAACUGACGCCUGCUCAGAUGUUCAAGUUGGGACAGUUGCUUUGGAUAAAAGCACAAUAAUCACCUGUGACUGUUAUUGUUGAUUCAUGUUUCUGUCUUUCAUCACUUCUCCUCCCCACCCCCUUUUUUGUUUUAGACAAUGUGAUUCAUUGCAACCCACAGAUUAUACUGGGUUCUUAUUCUGUAAAUACAGGAAGGAGAUAUGUAUAUUUUAAAACCUGAAGGCAAUUCUGUAUAAAUGUUUUUAGAAAACAAAAGCUGAUAGGUUGGAAUCAAAAUGUCUGUAAAUCUAUACCCAGAAACUAACAAUUAUUAUUGAAACCUAAUACAUAUACCAGAACAUGAA